UCGUGGGUGAUUCAGUAAAGGAAUUAAGAAUAAGAACAAUAACAAGAAUAGCCUCACGGAUAAUAGAUCCUAAGAAGGGGGCAGUCGUUUUCUUUUUGUUGUUGCAUUGGCAAUCUAUGCACUAUUCAAUUUGUGUUCUUCUUUACUCGUGCAUGUGCAAAUCGGGAGGGUAUAUGAGAGCCGUUGCUCGGCUUAACUUUUAGUUUCGCAGCGAACGGUUCUAUCAGAGAGUAGGCAUGAUUUUGAGACGGAGUUCAAGUUUUGCUGCAUUGUCCAUUCAUGUUCUCUUGCGUUACUUAUGGAUUACGGUAAUAGAUGCAUCGGGAUAUUUCGAGUUGCAAGUCAUCUCGAUGCAAAAUGUCAACGGUGAACUUCAGAACGGCUUGUGUUGUGAUGGCACGCGGAAUUCGGAAGACCACAAAUGCACCAGGGAUGAAUGCGAUACUUAUUUCCGAGUUUGCCUGAAGGAGUAUCAGUCCCGGGUCUCCUCUGGCGGCCCGUGUAGCUUCGGGAGCGGUUCUACGCCUGUUAUUGGUGGGAAUACUUUUUCACUGAGGAGUCUGGCAAGGAACGACAAAUCCAGGAUUGUAUUACCCUUCAGCUUCGCUUGGCCGAGGUCGUACACGUUGAUUGUGGAGGCGCUGGACUUCAACAAUGACUCAAGUACAGGGAGUGUGAAUGGCCAGGUGAUCGAGAAGGCUGUCCAGUCUGGCAUGAUAAACCCAAACCCGCAGUGGCAAAUGCUCAAACACAACGGGGGCGUGGCCCAGUUUGAGUACCAGAUCCGGGUCACCUGCGACGAACACUACUACGGCUUCGGCUGCAACAAGUUCUGCCGCCCACGCGACGACUUCUUCGGCCAUUACACCUGCGACCACAACGGCAACAAAACCUGCCUGGACGGGUGGGCCAGCCCAGAAUGCAACACAGCUAUUUGUAGGCAAGGCUGUAGCACUGAGCACGGAUCCUGUAAAGUACCGGGAGACUGCACGUGUUUGUAUGGCUGGCAGGGGGAGUACUGUGAUAAGUGUAUCCCUCAUCCUGGCUGUGUUCAUGGCUCCUGUGUGGAGCCCUGGCAGUGCCUAUGUGACACCAACUGGGGUGGACAGCUUUGUGACAAAGACUUAAACACCUGUGGAACGCGGCAGCCGUGUGUGAACGGAGGCACGUGCAGUAACACGGGACCGGACAAGUACCACUGCGCCUGCCCUGAGGGUUACUCCGGACUCAACUGUGAGCGAGCGGAUAAUGCGUGUCUGUCGGAGCCCUGUUUUAAUGGUGGGAGAUGUGUGGAGUCCAGUCAUGGCUUUGAGUGUCAGUGUGCUCCUGGAUGGACCGGACCAUCCUGCAACAUCAAUAAAGACGACUGCAGCCCUAAUCCCUGUAACCACGCUGGGACUUGCAUCGACCUGGUGAAUGGCUUUAAAUGCAUCUGCCCUUCUCAGUGGACCGGCAAAACUUGUCUCAUCGAUGCCAAUGAGUGUGAGGGGGACCCUUGUGUGAAUGCCAAUACUUGCCGAAAUCUGAUUGGUGCAUACUUCUGUGAGUGCCUGCCUGGUUGGACAGGGCAGAAUUGUGACAUCAAUGUGAAUGACUGCCAAGGACAGUGCUUAAACGGAGGGUCUUGCAAGGACUUGGUGAACGGAUAUCGGUGUGUUUGUGCGCCCGGCUUUGCAGGGGAGCAUUGCGAGAGAGACAUCGACGAGUGUGCGAGCGAGCCCUGCCUCAACGGUGGUCGUUGUCAAGACGACGUAAAUGGAUUCCAAUGUCUGUGUCUGCCCGGUUACUCUGGAAACCUGUGUCAGUUGGACAUAGAUUACUGCGAACCCAGCCCAUGUCAGAAUGGUGCCCAGUGUUUUAACUUGGCCUCUGAUUACUUUUGUAAAUGCCCUGAGGACUACGAGGGCAAAAACUGCUCUCACCUCAAAGACCACUGUCGCACUACUCCCUGUCAAGUGAUUGACAGCUGCACGGUCGCCGUGGCGUCCAACAGCACUCCCGGGGGCGUUCGAUUCAUCUCGUCGAACGUGUGUGGGCCGCACGGUCGCUGCAGGAGCCACGCCGGUGGGCACUUCAGCUGCGAGUGCCAGGAAGGAUUCACUGGGACCUACUGUCACGAGAAUAUUAAUGACUGUGAAAGCAAUCCGUGCCGUAACGGAGGGACCUGUAUAGACAAAGUCAACGUGUAUCAGUGUAUCUGCGCAGAUGGGUGGGAGGGUGCUAACUGCGAAACCAACAUUGAUGACUGUAGCACAAACCCAUGCCGAGACAGGGGUGUGUGUCGAGACCUGGUGAAUGACUUCUACUGUGAAUGUCUGAAUGGCUGGAAGGGAAAGACUUGUCACUCACGUGACAGCCAAUGUGAUGAGGCUACAUGUAACAAUGGAGGGACAUGCUACGAUGAGGGGGACUCCUUCAAAUGCAUGUGUGCUGCAGGCUGGGAGGGUACCACCUGUAAUAUUGCCAAAAACAGCAGCUGCCUGCCCAACCCGUGUGAGAAUGGUGCCACCUGUGUGGUCAGCGGAGACACUUUCACCUGUGUCUGUAAAGAGGGCUGGGAAGGCCUCACCUGCUCUCAGAAUGCCAAUGACUGCAACCCACACCCAUGUUAUAACAGCGGCACGUGCGUGGACGGGGAUAACUGGUACCGCUGUGAAUGUGCUGCGGGGUUCGCUGGACCAGACUGUCGCAUCAAUGUAAAUGAGUGCCAGUCUUCUCCCUGUGCGUUUGGCUCUACUUGUGUGGAUGAGAUCAACGGAUACCGCUGCCUGUGCCCGCCGGGCAGAGCCGGGCCCCGAUGUCAGGAGGUGAGUGGACGACCCUGUGUGGUCGGAGAUCAUGUGACCGCAGAUGGGGCGAAGUGGGAUGAGGACUGUAACACCUGUCAGUGUAAGAAUGGGAAAGUCACCUGUACCAAGAUCUGGUGCGGACCCAGACUGUGCCACGUGCACGGUAAAAGCCACGGGGAGUGUCCGUUCGGUCAGACCUGCGUGCCCGUGCGUGACGAGCGCUGUUUCGUCAAACCCUGCCCGUCUCAGGGCGAGUGCUGGUCCGGCCACCGCGUGUACAGCCGCGCCAAGUGCCACCCGGAGGGCAACUGCGCCAACAUCACGUUCACCUUUAACAAAGACACCAUGUCGCAGGGUGUGACCGUGGAGCAGAUCUGUAGGGAGCUGAGAAGUCUGUACGUGGUGAGAAACCUUUCGUCGGAAUACUCUAUCACCAUGACCUGUGACCCCUCCUCCACCGCCAACAAUGAGAUCCAUGUUGCCAUUUCGACAGAGGAUCCAGGCAGCAGCCGCGCUCCCAUUAAAGAACUAACGGACAGGAUCAUCGAUUUGGUGAGCAAGAGGAACGGCAAUAGCUCCAUCAUCACUGCCAUCGCCGAAGUUCGUGUGCAGCGGAGACAGGUCACCAGCCCCCACGUAGACUACCUGGUGCCUUUGUUGGUUUCCGUGGUGAUAGUGAUCUGGGUACUGGCGCUAGCUUCGGUGUUCCUGUGGUGUGUGAAGCAUCGCAGGAAGCAGAGCAGCCACCCCGGCAACGCGUCCAUUAACACCGGCACGGCGUUGACGACGGCGUCCGCCGAGGAGAACAACGCCGUGAACAACGCCCGAGAGCAGCUGAACAAGAUCAAGAACCCCAUCGAGAAGAACACGCCCAACGGCCUGCCCGUCAAAGAUCACCACGACGACAAGAACGCCAUCAACGCCAAGAUCAGGACGCACAUCGCGGAGCCCGCCAACCUCUCGGAGGACGAGGAUUCCGACAAACGGCUCCAGAAGGCCCGGUUUCCGCGGCAAGCGGCGUACACGCUGGUGGACAGGGAGGACAGGAGCCCGAACGGCACGCUGGUUUCGAAAAACCCGAACUGGACAAACAAACGGGACAACAGAGACUUAGAGUCUCAACAGAGCUUACACCGAAUGGAAUAUAUCGUAUAGCGGUCGCAGAGAGACUAUGGG
Molecule: messenger RNA, 3965 nt
Organism: Chanos chanos (milkfish)
Lineage: Eukaryota; Metazoa; Chordata; Actinopteri; Gonorynchiformes; Chanidae
Gene: jag1a
Product: jagged canonical Notch ligand 1a
Exons: 26
Coding region: 237-3944 (1235 amino acids)
Biological process (GO): cell communication; Notch signaling pathway; multicellular organism development
Cellular component (GO): membrane
Molecular function (GO): calcium ion binding; Notch binding
Source: RefSeq, a predicted model, not a curated record